This is a messenger RNA of Sodiomyces alkalinus F11, 1045 nucleotides long. Its product is annotated as peptidase C15, pyroglutamyl peptidase I-like protein. The transcript has 3 exons. Gene Ontology annotation, biological process: proteolysis. NCBI's taxonomy places the organism in Eukaryota, Fungi, Ascomycota, Sordariomycetes, Glomerellales, Plectosphaerellaceae. The coding region runs from base 174 to 1007 and encodes 277 amino acids. The record is from RefSeq and is a predicted model, not a curated record.
CUACUUGUUACGUCAGUGUCGAGAUACCCCAACGGUCCUGGGAUCACACGACCCUCGAUACGUUCCUCGGUACGUCCCUCGAUUCACUCGAUUGUGACCAUUUUGCCUUCUCCCCCUCUCGUGACCCUUCGACAGCCUGAAUCUCCCCCUUCAGCCUCUUCACAUCCCGCACCAUGGGAUCCCAGAUCGACUCACAGGACGAGUUUACGGUGCUCGUCACCGGCUUUGGGCCAUUCAAGGCCGCCUACCCCAUCAACCCGUCAUGGGAGAUCGCCAGUCGGCUUCCCUUCCGUCUCCCACCCCCAACCCGGGCUCCGACCCCGAACCCCUCCCCGUCUGCCACCGCACCAGGCCCCAGUCUCCCGCCCGUCCGCAUCCUGGUGCACCCAGAGCCGAUCCGCGUCAAUUAUGAGAACGUCCGGUCCCUGGUCCCCACGUUCUGGGACCACGACCGCGAUCACGGCGACGCGAUAGUACCCGACGCGCCAGCACUCCCGCGCCGUCGCAUCGACCUCUGCGUUCACAUAGGCAUGGCCGGCCCCAGCAUGCUCUACAACAUCGAGCGCCGCGGCCACCGCGACGGCUAUGACAUGCCCGACGUGGACGGCGAGAGCCUACGCGAUCAAGACCGUCAGGGCGAGUUGGGCGACGAUUGGAUCUGGGCUGGCGUGCCCCCCGAGUUGGAAACGGAUCUCGACCUUCCCGAUGUCUUGAAGCGUUGGCGUCAGCACAGUCCUGAGGACGUCGACCUGAGGAUAUCCGAAGACGCCGGCCACUACCUCUGCGACUUCAUCUACUUCUCCAGCUUAGCCCACUUGUACAAGCGGAACGAAUACCGCCGCGUCGUCUUCCUCCACGUGCCGUGCGAAGCCAGCGAGCAGGCCCUCUGCCAGGGCACCGAGCUGACCGUGAACCUGAUCCGAGCCCUCGUCGAGAGCGAAUGGAGCCGUCAGGGAGAGGCCGAACACCGCCGGAACAACAAGGUUGCGGUCGAGUUUCGCGCAUAAGCCGGAACGAUCCGAAAAUCGAAUCCAUAGGCUUGGAC